AUGGCAUCCAAGCAGCAGCAGCAGCAGCAGCAAUCCCGGGGCCGCAGGAGGUGGAGCUCUGGGGACAGAAAGUCCAAGAAACGCAGCCGGCGCAAAGAGACAUACUCGAUGUACAUCUACAAGGUGCUAAAGCAGGUGCACCCGGAUAUCGGCAUCUCCGCCAAGGCCAUGAGCAUCAUGAACUCCUUUGUGAAUGAUAUUUUUGAGCGGCUGGCUGGUGAAGCUGCCCGACUGGCCCAGUACUCGGGCCGAACAACCCUGACUUCCCGGGAAGUUCAGACAGCCGUGCGUCUGCUGCUGCCUGGGGAGCUGGCCAAGCAUGCUGUGUCAGAGGGCACCAAGGCUGUCACCAAGUACACCAGCUCCAAGUGA
Sciurus carolinensis (gray squirrel) is the source of this 372-nucleotide messenger RNA. Its product is annotated as histone H2B type 2-K1. The record is from RefSeq and is a predicted model, not a curated record. NCBI's taxonomy places the organism in Eukaryota, Metazoa, Chordata, Mammalia, Rodentia, Sciuridae. Bases 1 to 372 code for a protein of 123 amino acids. Gene Ontology annotation, molecular function: DNA binding; structural constituent of chromatin; protein heterodimerization activity. Gene Ontology annotation, cellular component: nucleosome. The transcript has 3 exons.